AAAAAAAAAAAAAAGAUGUCAGAAGUCCCUAGUGACAGCACCCCCUCUGGAGAAGCAUGGUGUAGCCUGUGUUUGGUGUUGCCAGGAGACUUGAAGAACAGUAACACAAGAAACAACUGUUUAUCCACUUCCCCUGCAACACAUCUAAUUAUGGAAGUUAUGGAAAACUCUGAUGAGGCGGACCAGUCUAACGAGAAGGAGAGGCUGAAGAUGAGAGUAGCUGUCCUGGAGGAGAGUGUUAAGUCGUCUGAGGUGGAGUGUAAAGUGAGCAGAGAGACGGUGCUGAGGCUGGUGGCAGAACUGGACCGAGAGCGGAGGAAGGCUGCCGGCAGUGCGGCGGCACUCGAUUCACUCAAAGUGGAGUUCGAUGGCCUGGCGGUGGGAAGGAGGAGUGUUGAGAUGGACAAAGAAACCCUAAUGGAGAGGCUUGAGGCCAGCAAGAGAGUGAUAGAGGCAGCCAGGCGGGAGUCGAACUGUCUGGAGAAACAGGCGGAGGAGCUUGAGAGAAAGCUCCAGUCGAGCCACGGGGAGACUCGGGCAGCUGAGGACAAACUAAAGGUGUUCCUGAAAAAGGUGGCAGGCCGGCUGCAGGCCCAGUCUGACAAUGUCAUCCUGCCCACAGAGAAAGAUGUUUUACUGGAACUGGACAAGGCCGUGUCAGAGAUGGACACCAGGCUGCGUCAUGUCUCUGCGGAGCUGAGAGAGCAGACGGAGCUCCAGCACAGCGCACUACAGAGGGCGCAGCUUGCGGAGCGUCAAGUCCAGGACCUGAGGGAGAGACUGCAAGUUGUGGAGACGGAGCUGCUGACGGCGGACAUGCAUCGCGACGGGCUGCGACACAGCACACAGCAUUAUGAGGAGUUCCUGGAACAGCUGUCAGAGACAAUGAUGGUGGACAGUAUUGCUCUGGAUCUGGGCUUCGACAUGAGGCUGAAGCUCAUCUUGUCACGUGCAGAACAACUUGCCAAAAAAGAAGGGACUGCUCUGGUGGAGAGCAAAAGUCUGACGUACAGUUUACAGAGAAAGUUAAAGUCCCAAAAGGACCACCUGGAGAGCAAGGGACUCCACCUCCAGCUCCUGAGGAAGAAGGUGUCAGACCUGGAGGAGGAGAGGAGGUGUCGCUCAUCGUUGGCCGUGCAACGAGACGACGCCCAUCUGGAGGCCAGGAAGCUGCAGAGGAGACUGGAGCGUCUCCAAGGCGAGCUGAAGGCCACCAGGAAGUCCAACACUGAACUCAAGGCCCAGCUCUCUCACACUAAUGAGCUCAAGUUGAAAGUCAUGGAACAGAGUCAGAGCGCGCAGGAGCAGAGAAAGAGGCUGGAUCUGCUGGCGGAGGCGAAGGCCGAGGUGGAGAAGACGCUGGGUUCAGUGAGCUCAAACCUGCGGAGCCGAGAGGAGAAGAGCCGCGAGGACCAGCGACAGCUCGGCGACCUCAGACAGAGCCUGGCUCAGCUGUCGGACAGGGAGAGAGACUUGCUGGAUUUCCGGAUGGUGAUUUCCCAAAUGCUCGGUUUGGACGCCACGGCCCCGGCUCUGCCAAAUUACGAAAUCAUCAAAUUACUGGAGACCAUUCUUCACACUCAUCACCACCACCACCACCUUCAUCACCACGUGAACACGCCCUGGCACUGUCCUACUCACCAGAGGCCUCAUCUCUGCCAAAUCCAAGAUCUAACCGACAGCUCCUCCUUCGACGCUUGUACCUCCAGGUCAGCUCGUCCAGAAGAUGCAGUUUCCCUCUAACAAACCUUUAAACAUCUUGCUUGAGACAAACCAAACUUGGAACCUAAAGGUAUUAUAGUGGAAAUGAAAAUAGACCUUAUACAGUAUGAAAUUAUCUCCCUUCUGUGUUUUCAGGAAAAACUCAGUAUAAAUAUGCUUCACUGAUGAUUCACUGAACAAAUAUUAGAAAUGUAAAAUCACAUUCAAAAAAAUCUAAUAAAAAGACAAAUAUCAAAAUAA
Molecule: messenger RNA, 1962 nt
Organism: Scophthalmus maximus (turbot)
Lineage: Eukaryota; Metazoa; Chordata; Actinopteri; Pleuronectiformes; Scophthalmidae
Gene: ccdc170
Product: coiled-coil domain containing 170
Exons: 8
Coding region: 16-1743 (575 amino acids)
Source: RefSeq, a predicted model, not a curated record